This is a messenger RNA of Paramuricea clavata, 522 nucleotides long. NCBI's taxonomy places the organism in Eukaryota, Metazoa, Cnidaria, Anthozoa, Malacalcyonacea, Plexauridae. The record is from the annotation of a GenBank genome assembly.
AUGAGUGAGCGUGCAAAUACUCCAAAGAAGACCGUCAACAAAGGAAGAAGGCAAAAACCUUUGUCUGUGAAUGAUUUUUGCAGGUUGUGUAAAUGUCCUUUGAAAUUGAAAUUCGGAAAUUUUGAGAAAACCUCAUACGUAUCUUCUGAACAGCUUUUCAAGCCACCAUAUAGGAAAGAUUGUAGUGAGAAGACUUUGUGUGAACUGCUGACGGAGUUAAAUAUAUUCGUUGAAAGGAAAGCAGAGUUAUCUGAACGGGUUUGCAAAUCUUGUGGUCGGAAAAUACGGAAUGCAAACGGCCUUUUUGCGUGGAUAAUUUCUUUGGUCAACGUGCCUAAUUUUGACGAUGAAAACUCUGGCAGAGAGCAACGCGUAUUAGCCCUGAACGCAGUCCGCAAGCAAAAAAACAACCGAAAUCUUCAAUUGAAAGAAAGACAAGCGCCAAAAAAUCAAGAACAACGGAAGGUGAUGCCGACGAAAAUAAUGAAAAAGAUAAUCGCGCUGCCUGGCUAUAAUUUUUGA